Frieseomelitta varia is the source of this 1964-nucleotide messenger RNA. RefSeq names its product putative protein kinase C delta type homolog. Gene Ontology annotation, biological process: protein phosphorylation. The record is from RefSeq and is a predicted model, not a curated record. Gene Ontology annotation, molecular function: ATP binding; protein serine/threonine kinase activity. The transcript is spliced from 6 exons. Bases 183 to 959 code for a protein of 258 amino acids. NCBI's taxonomy places the organism in Eukaryota, Metazoa, Arthropoda, Insecta, Hymenoptera, Apidae.
AAACUGAAAAGAUAGCAUCGACGAUCCGGCACAUGGUGAUUCGGACACCGAUUUACGAACGUUUUACGUGUCACCGACGUGUUGUUCUUCGGCGUUGAAGAAUUUAAACGAGUCGUCACUCGAUGACAAGGCAAUUAGGCGUUGGACAGAAGAAGAGGAGAGUGAAUCAGUGAAUAGGGAAAAUGAUGUUCACCGGUGGUGCCCACGCGAAGAGGCGCAACGCCGGCGGUGGUUCCAGCCGGAGGACCUCCGCGGAUCGUAGGAGCCCACAGACUGCUCGCGUGGCCGCGGACGGAUACACUUACAGAACCAGAAUUCCAAUACUGAAUCCAACAGACCUACCACCGACAACAUCCACGGGAAGAACGUACGUAUACAAAACUAGGGUUCCUCGAAGGGAUCUCGCGGUGGCAGCCUUGUCACCUCCUCCUGAAAAGACACACAACGUCGGUGGAGCAAUUACGAAAAGAAGGGGCGCAGUGAAACAGAACAAGGUGCACGUGGUUCGAGGUCACAGGCUAGUCGCAAAAUUCUUCAGACAACCGACCUUCUGUGCCUUCUGCAAGGAUUUUCUCUGGGGAUUCGGGAAGCAGGGAUACCAGUGCCAAGCCUGCCAAACGGCGGUGCACAAGAAGUGCCACGAUAAAUUGCUGACCAAGUGCCCGGAGAGUGGCAGAGAAUCAGAGAACACGAUAUACUUGAGGGAGCGUUUCAAGGUAGAUGUACCUCACAGGUUUCGUCCUCACACGUUCAUGUCACCGACCUUUUGUGACCAUUGUGGUUCCAUGUUGUAUGGUUUGUUCCGACAAGGCCUCAGGUGUGAUGACUGUGACAUGGCCUGUCACAAAAAGUGCGAGAAACUGACCGGGAACCUCUGCGGACUGAACCAGAAGCUCGUGGCGGAGGCCCUGCAGGCGCUCAAGAAAGGUGAGCUAUCCGUUCCAACUCGUUACAAGUAGCAAUCGACGAAGAAAAAGAAAAAAAAAAAAAAAAAAAGCCAAAGAGACUUCCCUCCUCUCCAAACGAUAUCUUCUUUUCCUCGUGCAAUUUGAUCUUGAGCGUUGGCCGUGCAGCGAGACUUGGCUGACCCAAGGUGCGCAUUCGUCUGCGUUGCUAUCAUAAAUCCAUUCACUCCGGCCAGGUAGACGAUACCAUGAUUUCAGCAAAAUGGAGUUACAUCACCGUUAAAUCGGUCGCCGGUGCUUAUACACUGUUACAAUCCUCCUGUCUGUACCCUAAUCCAUCAUUUGUGUCGCGUUGCUCGCGUCAGCUCUAUUUUUGCGAAACGCUGGUCGGCCAACAUCCAGCGUGCUCGCAUUGCCAGACCCGGCAAUCGACAAUUAAUGCGCUUAUUAAUCGAGAUUUGACGAAACGUUCGGGUGACCAGAGACGUUCCUUGGCUCGGGGAGAUCUCGGGAGAGAACCGUUCUCCUCCAACAAAUAGAGAGCCUCGUUCAAUAAUAGUUGCUUGUUAAGCAUCAGUAAGUAUCUUUCACGUCUCGAACGAACAAUUUUCAUCAGCUGAGACUGCACUGCAAGUAUUUCAAUGUCGUUUAUCUUAUGGUUAACAAAAACGAGGCUACUAACCACGACUGGUGUACAUUGGGUUGUGUGAUUGGUUCGUUCGCCCCAUAAUGUUCACAUUUCAGAUCAUUAUAAUUGAAUUGUACAAUAGAAUUACAUUCAAUUACUUACUUCUUUCAUGAGACAGUAAAUUUUCAAUUUUUAUUACAAUUCCGUUCCAAUUUAGAUAUACAAGAUUGUAUAUUAGUAUUAACUAUCUCAAUGAACAAGAUCCUCAAGCUUGAGAUUGCUCAACUCAUUUCAAACGAAAUAAUUGAUUAAAUAAUAAAAGAAAAAUUGAAUUAAAUGAUCUUCUCUUCUAAAGAGGAGCAAACGAACUUAUUACACAGUCCAGUAGAUCUUUCAAUUGGUUUUACCAAUACAUUAUUUUUAUUUCGACU